This is a messenger RNA of Cutaneotrichosporon cavernicola, 1437 nucleotides long. RefSeq lists its product as uncharacterized. The record is from RefSeq and is a predicted model, not a curated record. The coding region runs from base 1 to 1437 and encodes 478 amino acids. NCBI's taxonomy places the organism in Eukaryota, Fungi, Basidiomycota, Tremellomycetes, Trichosporonales, Trichosporonaceae. The transcript is spliced from 5 exons. Gene Ontology annotation, biological process: proteolysis. Gene Ontology annotation, molecular function: metallodipeptidase activity.
AUGCCCGCUGCCGACCCCAAGUUCCUCAAGUACGUCGACGAGCAUGAGGACGCGUUCAUUGCGCGCCUCAAGGAAGCCGUCGAGAUCCCGUCCGUGUCGGGCAAUAUCGAGUACGUCAAGGACGUCGAGAACAUGGCCGACUGGCUCGUGGCGCAGCUCACCGACCUUGGCGUCAAGGCUGAGAAGCGUGGCAUUGGCAAGCACGUGCUCGACGGCAAGGAGGUCGACCUUCCUCCGGUCGUCAUCGGCUCGAUUGGCAACGACCCGGCCAAGAAAACUGUCCUCGUCUACGGCCACUACGACGUCCAGCCCGCUCUCAAGGAAGACGGCUGGGACUACGAGCCCUUCACCCUCACCCCCGACCCCAAGACUGGACGGCUGUACGGCCGCGGCUCGACCGAUGACAAGGGUCCCGUGAUGGGUUGGCUCAACGUGCUUGAGGCGCACAAGAACCUCGGCCUCGAGAUGCCCGUCAACCUGAAGAUGAUCUUUGAGGGUAUGGAGGAGAGCGGGUCUGUCAACCUCGACAAGUUCAUCGAGAGCGAGAAGGACAAGUUCUUCGCCGGCCUCGACUGCAUGUGCAUCUCGGACAACUACUGGCUCGACACCAAGACGCCGUGCCUUACGUACGGCCUCCGUGGCGUCAACUACUACGAGAUCAAGGUGUCCGGCCCGGACCGUGACCUCCACUCGGGCGUGUUUGGCGGCACGAUCCACGAGCCGAUGACGGACCUGAUCAUCCUCAUGUCCAAGCUCGUAUCCCCCACUGGCGAGAUCCUCAUUCCUGGCGUCAAGGAGCUCAUCGCGCCUGUCACCAAGGAUGAGCAGGAGAAGUUUGAGAAGAUCCACUUCCAGAUGAGCGACAUCCAGGGCGCGGUUGGCGGCGACCAGACCCUCACCGACGACACGGUCGUGACGCUGAUGGGCCGCAUGCGUAACCCGUCGCUGUCGCUGCACGGAAUUGAAGGCGCGUUCUCUGCGCCAGGCUCCAAAACCGUCAUCCCGUGCUCUGUCAAGGGCAAGUUCAGCAUCCGCACGACUCCUAACCUCGGCGUCAAGAACACGACCGAGCUCGUUCUGAAGUACCUGAACGACGAGUUCAAGAAGAUCGGCUCGAAGAACCGCUGCGAGGUCAGCCUUGGGCACGGUGGCGAGCCUUGGGUCACCGACCCGAACCACUACAACUUCCGCGCCGCCCACAAGGCAACCGUCGCGGUUUACGGGGUGGAGCCGGACUACACGCGCGAGGGCGGCUCGAUUCCCGUCACGCUCGACUUUGCCAACAUCCUCGGCCUCAACAUCCUGCUCCUUCCCGUUGGGCGUGGCGACGACGGCGCGCACUCGACGAACGAGAAGCUUGACAAGAGCAACUACAUCAACGGGACCAAGCUUCUUGGCUCGUACCUGUACGAGCUGGCAGCGGAGAAGAAGGACUAG